GAUGAGUAAGAUGUCGAGGCAUAGACCAAUAAGUAUAUUUUCGCUGGGAAUCACACUGGCUCUACUAUUGGGCUGGUUUGAGUGCAUUCAAGCUCGUCACAGUUUGUUCGAUUGCAAUGUGCAAUAUAAAUGCUCAGGUGAAAAGGAGUAUGUUUGGGCAACCGAUGAGGAGCGAUGCCACAUUAUCCACAAUAGGUGCUUGCUAAAAGUUGAGCAAUGUGCCCGCCGCAACCAAGGAAAAUCGGAGCUGGUUGAAACAGAUAGGGAGACUUGCAAGCAGAACUGUGAAAAGGUGUGCAUGAGAAACUUUGAGCCGGUCUGUGCCCAGUUCUUCCAGGAGGAAUAUAUAACCUUUAGCAAUGAGUGUGAGAUGCGGAAUUAUAUGUGUACUCAUGAGAGAGCCUAUUCGUACUACGCAAUUGGAGAAUGUGUGGAGUCUCCAUCAUCGAAUUGAAUCUAAGCAUAUUUUGUAUAAUUAUAACGAACGCUAUAAAUAAAUAUAAAUAGAAUAAAUCUUAAACACUGUUUAACUUAUA
This is a messenger RNA of Drosophila grimshawi, 536 nucleotides long. It is a transcript of the gene Sgs5, whose product is annotated as U-Kazal-Dg21.2. The record is from RefSeq and is a predicted model, not a curated record. Gene Ontology annotation, molecular function: protein binding. Lineage: Eukaryota; Metazoa; Arthropoda; Insecta; Diptera; Drosophilidae. The coding region runs from base 2 to 454 and encodes 150 amino acids. The transcript is spliced from 2 exons.